This is a messenger RNA of Alligator sinensis (Chinese alligator), 4809 nucleotides long. It is a transcript of the gene TRIM72, whose product is annotated as tripartite motif containing 72. Gene Ontology annotation, molecular function: zinc ion binding; protein binding. The transcript is spliced from 8 exons. The record is from RefSeq and is a predicted model, not a curated record. Bases 94 to 1749 code for a protein of 551 amino acids. Lineage: Eukaryota; Metazoa; Chordata; Crocodylia; Alligatoridae.
GCCGCCCCCAAAGACUGCCGCUGCUCCACCCCAGAGCUGGCUGCAUCUCGGGCUCCAGAGAACCCAGGCGUCCAGGCUCCCAGGCUCCCCUGCAUGGGGAAUGCCAUGUCGAACUCCAAGCAGCGCCUGCUCCGGGGGAUGCAGGAGGACCUCACCUGCCCCCUCUGCCGCCGCCUCUUCUCCUCCCCGGUCACGGCCGAAUGUGGCCACAGCUUCUGCCGGGCCUGCCUGGCUGCGGCCCCCCGUGGGGACGACCCUGGGGACCUGGCCUGCCCCACCUGCGGGGUCCCGACCCGGCCCGACCAGUUGGGCCUCAACCAGCCCCUGGAGCACCUGGUCGAGUGCUUCCGCCAGGUGCCCCAUGACCACUGCGAGGAGCACAUGGACCCCCUCAGCGUCUACUGCGAGCAGGACCGCCAGGUUAUCUGCGGCCUCUGUGCCUCCCUGGGCCGCCACCAGGGCCACCGCGUGCUCACGGCGGCCGAGGCCCACGACCGGAUGAAGAAAGAGCUGCCCCAGCAACAGGCGGUGCUGCAGGAGGCCCAGGCAAGCAAGGAGAAGGCCAUCGCCCAACUGGACCGGCAGCUGGCCGAAGUGAAGGUGAGUGUGAGAGCGUGUGUGUGCUCCAGACACCUGGGUUUUGUGCACAUUUGUGUGUGUGUGUAUGUGUGUGUCCUGGACACCUGGGGGGGUAGUGGUCUGGACACUUGUGGGGUGCAUGUGUGUGUCCGUGCCGGACACCUGGGUUUUGUGUUGUGUGGGGUGUGGGGCUGUAAGUGUUGUGCGUGUCGGAGGUCAUGGGAGCCUUUGGGGUUGUGGGGGCCCUGGGAUGGUCCUGGGACUCAGGUCAGCAGGAUUUGGGAGCUGUCGGGGGGAUUCAUGGGGAGUGCAGGGGAGCUGUGGGGCUAUGGCGGGUCAUGGGCCCUGCAGGCCGAGCGCAACACCCUGAGCCGCUACCUGGACCAGCUGCGCGAGAUGGAGGCCGUGCUGGGCGACGUGCACCACGAGACCCAGACCGAGUUCCUGCGGAAAUACUGUCUGGUGGCCAGCAGGCUGCAGAAGAUCCUGAGCGAGGCUCCCCCCGCCGCCCGUAUGGACAUCCAGCUGCCCAUCAUCACCGACGACUUCAAAUUCCAGGUCUGGAGAAAGAUGUUUCGGGCCCUGAUGCCAGCCUUGGAGGAGCUGACCUUCGACCCCGCCACGGCCCACCCCCACCUGGCGGUGUCCAGAGAUGGGCACCGGGUGGAGUGCCUGGACCAGAAGCAGGCAGGCUCCUCCCCGGACGACCCCGGACGCUUCGACAAGGCCAACGCCGUGCUGACCCACCAGAGCUGGCUGGACGGCGAGCACUACUGGGAGGUGGCCGUGGGGGACAAGCCCCGCUGGGGGCUGGGCGUCAUGGCUGCCGAGGCCGGGCGCAAGGGGCGCCUCCAGGCCCUGCCCUCUCACGGGCUCUGGCUCCUGGGGUGCCGCGAGGGGAAGCACUACGAGGCCCAUGUGGAGCACAAGGAGCCCCGGGCCUUGAACCCAGAGGCCCGGCCUCGGCGUGUAGGCAUCUACCUGAGCUUCCAAGAGGGCGUCCUCUGCUUCUACGAUGCCACCGACCCAGACAACCUGGCACAGCUCUUCGCCUUCCGCGAGCGCUUCCCCGGCCCGCUCUACCCCUUCUUCGAUGUCUGCUGGCACGACAAGGGCAAGAACAGCCAGCCCCUGGAGAUCUGCGUGGCCAAGGGGCAGGCCUCCUCCUAGGUCCCUCGGCCUCCACCUGGCCCGCCCUGAAAGCCCUGAUUUCCCCCACCCCCCGCCCAGCCCCCGGUGCAGGAAGCGUUGUUCAAGGAAGAAAUGUCGCCCAGUCAGUAGAUUUUAUCCUCAACCCUGUGGGAGGAAGUGAGGUCAUUAGAUGAAGAAACAUGGCCCAGUCCCGUGUUGGUGGAAGUGGACUCUAUCCCUGACUCCGUGGGAGGAAGUGAGGUUGUUCGGGGAAGAGGUAUGGCCCAGUUUCACGUUGGCGGAAGUAACCCCUGUCCCCAACCCUGUGGGAGGAAGUGAGGUUGUUCGAGGAAGAGAUGUCACUCAGCUCUGUAUUGGUGGAAGUAACCCCUAUCCCUGAUCCUGUGGGAGGAAGUGAGGUCAUGGCAGGAGGAGACAUGGUCCAGUGAGGAGGUGGAAGGAGCCCCUAUCUCCCAUCGCAGGAAGUGAGGUUGUGGCAGGAAAAGAUGUCGCCCGAUGAGGUCAUCAGAUGGAGGAAGUGAUGUCACCACAUGGAGAUAGAAGUUCUGCUGGGGCUGGGCUUCUCACUGGCAGGAAGUGAUGUCAUUUAAUAUAGGUGUUCCCUGUUGGACCAUGACUCCAACUUGGAGGAAGUGAUGUCAACACACUGAUGUAGGUGUUCUCUGUGGGCUGAGGCUCCACUCCACGGGAAGUGAUGUGAUCAAGUGAUAGAAGUGCUGCCACAACCGCCUUGGACCACGGCUCUCCCUCACAGGAAGUGACAUCACCAUACUGAUGUAGGUGUUACAAUCAUCUCCCCUUGGACAGCGGCUGCACCUGGCAGGAAGUGAUGUUGCCACAUUCAUGUGUGGAUUUUCCAUGGGCCACGGUUCCACCCCCACGGGAAGUGAUGUCACCAGAGUGCUGCAGGCAUCAUAACCAUCCUUGUGGCCAUGGUUCCAUUUGGCAGGAAGUGACAUCACCACGCUGGACUCUGAAGACCAUGCCCAAUCAUGUACCAGGAAGUGAUAUCACCAUGUUGCUCUACAUGUCUCCUCCACGCCCAACUACUUGCCCGCCCCGCCCCCACAAAGCACAUCUUGUUCCUGUAGGCCUCAUAAUCCCGUCCCACCUAGGAAGUUACAUCACCACACUGGAGCCACACCGGCUACAGAGCAGGAAAUGACAUUGCCACAUGGCUCCACUCCUGACACACGUACCCCUUUGGUGGGCUGAUCCUAUUGGUGCAGCUCUGGGCGCAGCCUGGCUUGAGUGUGUCCAUGCACACGCAAUAAACGCACGCCACAACCACGUGUUGCGUGUUGGGGUGUGUGUGUGUGCAUGUCAGGUGGUAUGGCUCCCCCCAUGCUCUGUGUGUGUGUGUGUGUGUGUGAUGUGGGUCCAUGCAUAAGCGAAUGGUAGGGGGUGCACAGGGGGUGCACGUGCCCCACUUGAUGGGGCCGGUGCUCCCCCGAUGGCUGACACUGAUGCUGUCAGUAGGGCUGGUGCCCCCCUGACAGGGCUGCCGUCAUCAGUGGCUUCUGCGGGUGCCCCCCACAUUCAGGGGGCACCAGUCACUCAUGGGUCCGUGUGUCCGUGUCAGGUGAUAUGACUCCCCAUGCUGUGUGUGUGUGUCCUGUGUGGGUCCAUAUGUGCUUCUCAGCUGGUACAGUUCCCUGUGCUGUGUGUGUGUGUGUGUCCGUGAGCAGGCAGGCCUACCCACUACUCUUCAUCCCAUUGGAAUCACUGGGACCUCUACCUCGUCUUCCCUCCCCCUCUCCUGCCCCGUCUUUGGUGCCAAGCUGUCCUUUCGGAGUCUGGAUGGUCUCCCGUGCAGACGAGGUCGGUCCUCCACAGGGCUCCACCUACCCUACUCCCCACCCCUUCCCACCCCAGUAAAGAGUCCUGUUUUCCUGCUGGCACCAAGUGCAAGUCUCUGGGUCUCGGUUCCUCUCUGGCCUGGGUCCCUCCUCCUCCUCUUUGCCCAGGGUCAUUCAGGCCGUUCUUUACCCUGGGAUCAUCUAGGCCCCUCCUUUGGCCAGGGUAGUCCAGGCCCCUCCUUUGCCCGGGGCAGUCUAGGUAAGGUGCUGCCAGGUGGGUCUCGGUUGCAGCAGAGCCCUCAUCCUGCUCCAGCAGCUCUUUGUUUCCUCCACACCACAUCCCGUUCUCCCAUUAAGUUUCUCAGGCUCCCCUGGGCCAAUCCUUAAGGCCCUGGGAGCAUGUGCUCCCUUCCCUGGAGCAAUUUAAGGUGCCUACUUAGGAAUGAGUCUCCCACCCCCAAUGUUUCCCCAGCCACGUGGUCUGUCUGGCCGCUUGCUGGGCAAGUUGCCACCCCUGGAGCUUCCUUGGAACAGUGCCACUUGCUCGGUUUCCACCGCUGGUGUGUUUUCCCAGAUACGUCUUGUGGCAGUGGAAAUCCUGUGACCACCAAGGUGGCUUUCCUACUGGCUGGGGAAGGCCACAACCAUGGCAAGGGCUCUGACCUAUCCCUGACCCCCGGGAAGCCCCAAGGCUGCAGCAUCCAUCUUCAGGAGGAGCCCAGCCCCACCUGCUGCCAAAGGCCUGGGCUGGGAAAGGUAGUUGGCCUGGGGCCAAACAGAGCAUUGCUAUCCCCAGCUGCCACAGCCCCACCCCAGAGCCAGCUGCAUCUCAGUGCUGGGGGUCAGGUGUCACAGAGCUGUGGCCAGCUUAGGGGUGGGCAUUGGGGGCUGGAUGUUAUGAUGCAGCUGAGUCUGGGGUGGGUGGAUAGAACAGGCCCCACUAUGUCCCCCACCCCCAGGGCUGUGGGCAGGGCGGGGAAUUAGGGAAGUAGCUGAGUCACAGAUAAGGAGUCCUCGUGGCAGUGAUGGAGGUGGGGGGGUGUCUAUGUGUGUGUGUGUGUGUGUGUGUAGGCCCCGGGCACAUGGGAUCUGUCUCUGUGUGUCUGUCCAAACACACACACACAUCCUCCCCCAACCCAGAACUUAGGAAAGAGGAAGCCCCAGGCCGGAGGGGAAGCUGGCAGGGGAAGCAGCCGCUUGUCCUUCCCUUGCCCUGGUGCCCAGGCUGGGUGUGUGCCCAGCACGCACAUGUGUGUGUGUGUCCCAGACACCUGGGGUC